CGUUCACCCUCAUCAUCAUCUCGUCGUACACGGCCAACCUGGCGGCGUUCCUGACCGUGCAGCGCAUGGAGGUGCCAGUGGAGUCGGCCGACGACCUCGCCGACCAGACCAACAUCGAGUACGGCACCAUCCACGCCGGCUCCACCAUGACCUUCUUCCAGACCCCGCGCUACCAGACCUACCAGCGGAUGUGGAACUACAUGCACUCCAAGCAGCCCAGCGUCUUCGUCAAGAGCACGGAGGAGGGCAUCGCGCGCGUCCUCAACUCCAAGUACGCCUUCCUGCUGGAGUCCACCAUGAACGAGUACCACCGGCGCCACAACUGCAACCUGACGCAGAUCGGGGGGCUGCUGGACACCAAGGGCUACGGCAUCGGCAUGCCGCUGGGGUCGCCGUUCCGCGACGAGAUCACGCUGGCCAUCCUGCAGCUGCAGGAGAACAACCGGCUGGAGAUCCUCAAGAGGAAGUGGUGGGAAGGGGGGCACUGCCCCAAGGAGGAGGAUCACCGCGCCAAAGGUGGGCGUGGCUUCGGUUGGGUGGGGCUGGCCCCGGCGGGCUCGGCCCAGUUUGGGUUGGUCCGGUCGCCGUUCCGCGACGAGAUCACGCUGGCCAUCCUGCAGCUGCAGGAGAACAACCGGCUGGAGAUCCUCAAGAGGAAGUGGUGGGAAGGGGGGCACUGCCCCAAGGAGGAGGAUCACCGCGCCAAAG
This is a messenger RNA of Passer montanus (Eurasian tree sparrow), 708 nucleotides long. RefSeq names its product glutamate receptor ionotropic, kainate 5-like. Gene Ontology annotation, molecular function: kainate selective glutamate receptor activity; transmitter-gated monoatomic ion channel activity involved in regulation of postsynaptic membrane potential. NCBI's taxonomy places the organism in Eukaryota, Metazoa, Chordata, Aves, Passeriformes, Passeridae. The annotation marks the transcript as partial. The transcript is spliced from 4 exons. Gene Ontology annotation, cellular component: kainate selective glutamate receptor complex; presynaptic membrane; plasma membrane. Gene Ontology annotation, biological process: modulation of chemical synaptic transmission; synaptic transmission, glutamatergic. The record is from RefSeq and is a predicted model, not a curated record.